AUGAAGCGGAAGCGGGCAUCUGCUAUGGCUUCAUCGCCGUCCUGGGCGACCCAAACGGCGUCGUCAAACCCCCAAAUCCCAUCCGGAUCAAGAAAAGGAUCUAAAACAAGAAAAAUGAAUGAGAUACUAAAAGAUCAAAGAUCCAUGAUUUCUGGAAUGAACCGGAUUUUGGGGACACCGAUUCCGGUCAGCGAUAACCUGACGUGGAGGCUGUUGAAGCCUCACAAGAGAAUCGAACCCUAUUACGGCACCAAGCUCAGUUCCGCCCUUCAUGCCAUUCACGAGUGUUUCGAGCCCUCCAAGGACCCCUACACCGGCAGAGACAUUUCCGAGGACAUUGUUUUCGACUUGGACUCCGAUUCAGAGAUGAACUUGAGAGGGUUCUACACUGUGGUUUUGGAGAGGAGCGAUGAUGAGGAGAUGAUAUGUGCCGCCACGCUGAGGAUCAGUGGGGAUGUGGCUGAACUGCCCCUUGUGGCGACUAGGCCUCAGUUUCGCAGACUUGGGAUGUGCAAGAUUAUGAUGAAUGAGCUUGAAAAUCGGCUUAUUGAAUACGGCAUUGUGAGGUUAGUCUUGCCUUCUGCCCAAACUGCACUUAAUACAUGGACUAGUAGUUCAAUUGGGUUCUCAGUGAUGAGUGAGGCUGAGAUAUCAGAACUCACUGCUCGUCAUGAGUUCUUGGAUUUUAAAGAUACUGUUAUGUGCCAUAAAAUACUCUUGAAUAGGACCCAAUAG
Molecule: messenger RNA, 735 nt
Organism: Fragaria vesca subsp. vesca
Lineage: Eukaryota; Viridiplantae; Streptophyta; Magnoliopsida; Rosales; Rosaceae
Exons: 1
Coding region: 1-735 (244 amino acids)
Biological process (GO): negative regulation of DNA-templated transcription
Molecular function (GO): transcription corepressor activity; acyltransferase activity, transferring groups other than amino-acyl groups
Source: RefSeq, a predicted model, not a curated record